Messenger RNA from Glossina fuscipes, 5597 nucleotides. RefSeq names its product proton channel OtopLc (gene OtopLc). The record is from RefSeq and is a predicted model, not a curated record. Gene Ontology annotation, molecular function: proton channel activity. The transcript has 8 exons. Gene Ontology annotation, biological process: proton transmembrane transport. Gene Ontology annotation, cellular component: membrane. Lineage: Eukaryota; Metazoa; Arthropoda; Insecta; Diptera; Glossinidae. Bases 1071 to 5573 code for a protein of 1500 amino acids.
UCAGAUCUCAUCAAACAAAAAAGAAGAAGUAGAAAAAAAGGAAUAAUUACUGAUAAUAAUAAAUCCACUAAAUAACGAUAAUCUCACGUGUGAUCAUCGUAUUAAAUACAAAAGUAAUUCAAAUGAAAAAAAUUCUCAAUUUAUUACUUCCUGUGAAAAAAUAUUAAAAAAAGAAAAGAAAAGAAAAAAAAAACAGAAUUGCGUAUAUUUUUGGUGUACAUACCAAUGUGCCGGAUAAUUUAAUACAUAUAUACUCAUGUGUAUAUGUUUGCAUGAAUGUAUGUAUUUUAUAUAUGUGUAUGUUUAUGAAUACUGUAUUGUCCCGAAAACGAAGAAACGAAACGAUUUGCAGAGGUGCUGAUGCUGCCUGGCCGGGCUGCUUGCUGGUUAUUUUCUACGCUGCAUGUUAUAUGCAUUUGUUGGUGUUUGUUAUUAUAAUCACGAAUGGGAGGGAGUUUAAUAUUAACCAAAAAAGGAAAAAGUCAUCAAAGAAAAACUGAUAGGGUGGUUAUAACGAUAAACUUCGUCAUUUGUUUUGUUUUGUGUUUUUUAUUUUUUUUUUUAUUUUUCAAAACUUACUCUAUACGAAAGUGGGAAAUAAUGUGUUACGUUGUUUCAUGUUUAAGUGCAACUUAAGCGAAAGUUUGGUAAUAAAAAUAAAAGAAAUACAAGUAUGCUUACAUACAUAUAAAAAUAUUUCUUCCAGUACACAUGUAUGUGUAUGGAUUUAAGAACUGAGUAAUAAAUAGCAUUUGUUUUAUAAAUAAUUUUUCUGCAAAGGAUCAACAAAGUAAAAGCAUGCAAAUCGUAUUUAGUUCAUGUUUGGGUAGUUAAAGUGGGAAAUCGUAAUAAUUAUGCGUGAAAAGCAAUAAACAUACAAUAUAUAAGCAGUAUCAAAAAUUUCCUGUACUAUAGCAGGAUUAUAUCGCACAAUCCUAUAUGACUUUUUUACGAGCGUGCGCGUGUGUCGGUAAAAACGCGAAAAAGCAUUUAAACAUUGUAACGUAAUCAAAUACUGAUUCCUUGUGUGGGAAAUAGAUAUAGUGCGUUGUGAUUAAAAGUGUGUUAAGAUGGAUAGUUCGCCGGAUCUAUCUUUAAAAUUGAGGCGUGGCUCAAGUGAUUCGCGCGAUAAUUUUUAUAUGGAUUUUGCUCAAGGUAUCGAUUCAGAUAUAGAAGAGGUUGAUAAUACGGCAUUACAGGAACCGACCGCACCACCUCUGCCCAUAGUGGAUGAAUUGGAUUAUGUAGGUAUUCCUCCGCCGCCGCCGCCAGUAAUGUCAGUUAUGACUCAACCUCAGGUAUUACCAACUUUAAGUGAACAUGAUGAUUUGCCUUCGCCUCCGGUGUCGCCUACAUCAUCAGUUUUAGAAAUGAUGCCACCACCACCAAUAUCUCCAGUCGCAGCACGAAGACCUGCACAGCCUCAACCUCCCUCGCCGCCUAUUGAGACCGAAGAUGAAGACGAUGACGAAGCCGAAGAUGGGGCUGAUGCUGACAUAGAGGAGACACCUGAUGAGGAACCUGAAAAUAUGGAAAUUGCUAAUGAUAAGAAUGUUAUAAGUGUUAACGGGAUCAUUGAUAUUGGCGAAGAAAAUGAUGAAAAUAGAUGUGUUCCUCCUCCACCACCUAAUCAAUAUUCCUAUAGUCCAAGUAAUGAUGACGAUCAGCUUCCACAGCCCAUGCAAGGUAGUACACCUUCUAUUUCCCCGUCACCCCCAAUAACGCCACCACCCUGUCCAGAAUUGACUUCUUUGGCCAAAAUAGUUUCGCCGCCACCUGUUCACGUUUCGCAAAUACCUCCUUUAACGCCACCAUCGGAAAGUGAUCAAUCUCAACCGAACUCGCCAACACCUCCUAAACAAAAAACAAAACAAAGCACAAUGGCAACAACACCACCGCCACCUCCUGAAUAUGAUAUGGAAGAAAGGGAAACGUCUACACCGCCACCCGAAUUUGCAGAGUUAACAAAAAAAAUGCAGUCACAUCCUCAAGAAGGCAGCGAAGAUGAGGAGGCUAUCGAUUUAUCCGCGGUGAUUGAAGCUCCUUCUUUAAAUUUGGUGCAAGAAAUUUUACAAGAAGUUAAUCAAGAAUUGGAGCCGGAAGAAACUAAAUCCGCAAAUGAUGACGAAUCUACUACGAUUACUACGCCACCUACAAAUGGUUAUUCAGGUUCUUCUAUUUUGGGUCAGCAUACAGAACAAAUUGAUGAAAUUGAACAACAAGAUAAUGAAUUAUUAUUAGUAAAUAUUCCGCCCCCUCCAGGUUUAGAGGAUGGCCCGGAGCAGGAGCCAAUUGAAGAGGAGGAAGCCGAAGACGAUGAUGACGACGAUGAUGAUGAAAAGAUGAGAACAAGGACACCAGUCUCAGAAACUAAACCUUUGGACUUGGAUGAAGACUCGGCACCACCUUCAUCUCAAGUGAAGGAUGAACAAGAACUAAUUGAGGGUGAAUUCGAACAAGGGGAAGACAAGAGAGUUUCCAUCCCCGGUACUCCUACUUCUCAGAUAUCUCAAAUUUCACAAGCAACACCAACUCCAACAAUUUCCGGUUCUCCGAAACGUAAAAGUAGUGUUACUAGCGCCGGGGGAGGCAGCGGUAGUCGUGUUCCUAGUCGUAGUGUAAGCCGCAGCGGUAGCCGCAGGGGAAGCAGAGAACCUGCCAGCCGUAGUGGUAGUAUAAGAGGCGCAGUUGGAAGUAUAAGUUCUAGAGCGGGUAGUAUAGCAUCAGCAGUUGUUUCGAUAGCAUCGAAAGCUGAAAUUAUAACCUCUCCUCCUACUUCAAUGAAAUCUAUACGAAGUCCACCAGGUUCGAUACGUUCUCAUACAUCAAGACCUAGUCCUUCAGCUUCGCAAAAGAAUUUGGCACAAAAAAUUUCAUCGCCAACACUUUGCGGCGGCCGUUUACAAUCACCGCCAGAGGGUGAUAGCCCGCCAGCUAUGCCCUCACCACCGAUUAUACGUAGUCCGCAACAAGCCAAGAGUCCUCUAUCGAUGCAUAGUCCACCAAAGGUUACCAGUCCUCCAAGGGUCUACAGUCCGCAAGUGAUCAGUAGCCCACUCUUGAACAAAAUGGAAACAUCAAGUGAAAUACCAGAAAAACCCACUAUCACCGAAUCAUUACCCUCCACAUCUUCAUCUGUUUCGGCUACUGCCACUACUACUACUGCUAUUUCAUAUCAAGACGAACAGCAGCAGCAGCAGCAGCAGCAGCAGCAACAGCAGCAGGUGACAGUGUUACAAAAAUUCCCGGUAGCACGCCAUCAGAUAAGCAGUCAUCAUCAUUAUCAUUUGCCACAUCAAUUUCAACAUCCACAUCAUCAGAAUCAUCAUACACAUUCACAUGGUGUGGUCCCGGUGCCUACACCUACGGUGCCAGCAUCAUAUACCAGUUCAAGUUUACUGCAAGAAGGGCGUCAUGUUCGCGCUCCUAGCAGCAGCGGCGAUGAGAGCAUUUUGAGACGUUCAUCACCACCACCACCAUCGGCACCACCGCCGCCGCCAGUAACAACAACAUCGUACAGUUUAUUAAUAACUACAGACACAGUUACCGUGUCGCCUGCUAAGCUAUCUGGUCGCUUACGCGAUUCGGGCUCCCAACAUCGUGUCACUAUCGAUGAAUCCAAUUUAACUGGUGUCGUAUGCGGGGGUGGUGGCGAUGAUAAUGGCAAUGGUUCGGGACCCUCAUCGCCGGGUAGUUCGUCCCAACAGCAAUUAACGGGUGAUGAUCGCCCCGCCAAUCAUUUGGCAUUGAUGUAUCAUUCUAGUCAGUUAAGUAAUUUACCAGUGCUGCCAGCAAUUAAACGAACUCAUCGACCCUCAUUUAUAUAUCCACCGAUGCCGAGAGUAAGAUCCGGUGAUGCAUUGGCAACAUUAUUUUCAGCUUUAUAUGGUAAACUGUUGGUUGUUAUGGGUAUAGCAUUUCCAAUGGCCGAAGUUAUAUCCACCUAUAUACCACCUUCAUUUUACGAGGUGUAUUAUUUAUAUUUAUAUAUUGGUAGCAUGAUCUUCUUGCUGUUCAUGUACGCGACACUGUUGUGGGGACGUCCUAAACUACCCAUUAAUAUCGCUUCACCUACAAAAUCAUCGGCCAAAACGAGAUCAACCAGCGCUUCGGAAAGUAUGGAUGAAUCAGAUACUGAAAGUAAUUCAGUUCAUAAUAAACGUUUAUCCUCAGUUCAGAUACCAACGGCCCGUAGACCUUCGUUACUAUCACCUUUGGGACGGCAACAUCAUUAUGGCAGCUUUUAUUUACGUAUGGGUGCAGUAGCUUUCGGCAUCGGCAGUAUGAUUUAUUCAGGCUUGGAAUUUGGUCAAUAUUUUGAACUUAAUCCGGACACUAAAUGCCAUAACGUAUUGCUGGCCUUAACUCCCGCUACACGAAUGGCUUUCAUAUUUAUACAAAUGUAUUUUAUAUUUCUAAAUAAUGAGCAAAUUAAAGUCUACCGUUAUAAAAUUAUAGCGCGUUUCGGUCUAAUGCAUAUGAUUGGUACUAAUUUGGCGGUUUGGUUAAAUGUGCUCAUUCAGGAGACUAAGCAUGAAAUAUUGACAUUUUAUAAUCCAGAAAAUCGCACUCUACGCAUAUCACAUCGUAUACCAGGCCAUUCUCGUGCUCAUUCCAUAUUAGCUUCAUCCGAGCCCGCCGCUCAUUUGCGAGUACCGCGUGGACUUAAAGGUCCCUAUCAGAUAUUUGAAUGCCGUCGUACUAAUAUUUUGGGAACUUUGGUACAAGAUGCCUCGCCGUUUUUGUUUCCAUGUACCAUUGAGUACUCGCUCAUAUGCGCGGCCAUUUUGUAUGUUAUGUGGAAAAGUAUAUCACGACCUCAAGCGCCUACGCCACAACGACCUGAUAUGAUAAGUUCUCCCUUAAAACGGUCGCCACAUCAUUACUCAGUGGAUUGUGCUCGCGCUCAUAAGGGACUUUUUGUGGGUAUUUUAGUAUUGGUACUGACCAUAAUAUCCCUCAUAUUGUUUUUUGUACUGAUAUCAAGACCUGAUUUUGUGGCUUUAGCUGUAUUGGAAGUGACUAUGUGCGAAUUAUUUAUUUAUGCUACAGCUACAAUAGCCACGUUAGUGGGCAUGAUUCAAAUACGUCAUUUAGAGUACGAUGCUGUACGUAGUUUCUCGCUGGAUGAUAUAUUGCUGGUUGGAGCUCAAACCGGUUCGUUUCUUUAUAAUAUAUUUACGGUUAUAGCGGGACAUUUCUCUGUGCGUAGCGAUGAUUGGCUGGUCCCGAUUAAUGCUUUGGCUUCGAUAGUGCAAACCGCUUGUCAAACAAUGUUUAUUUUGGAUGCUGGACGUCGUCAAGCGAUUACGCCCGAGCAUAUGCGCAAAAAGCCCGGUCGAGAAAUUGUUACGUUUAUGUUAGUGGUUAAUCUCGCAAUGUGGGCAAUAAGUACAUUGGAAAAGUCUCGGGCUGAAUCGCAUCCUAUACAAUUGAAUUUCUAUGGUUUAUGGGCUUGGACGAUUAUAACUCAUGUAUCGAUGCCAUUGGCAAUAUUCUAUCGCUUUCAUUCUACGGUAUGUUUAUGUGAAAUCUGGAAGCGCGCUUAUAAAAUGAAACCUACGUUUAUGUGAGAAAUCGCUCGUGAGCGCAUUGCU